This is a messenger RNA of Xiphias gladius (swordfish), 2674 nucleotides long. RefSeq names its product V-set immunoregulatory receptor (gene vsir). The transcript is spliced from 7 exons. The record is from RefSeq and is a predicted model, not a curated record. Gene Ontology annotation, cellular component: plasma membrane. Lineage: Eukaryota; Metazoa; Chordata; Actinopteri; Istiophoriformes; Xiphiidae. The coding region runs from base 130 to 1026 and encodes 298 amino acids. Gene Ontology annotation, biological process: regulation of immune response; negative regulation of CD4-positive, alpha-beta T cell proliferation; positive regulation of regulatory T cell differentiation.
UCCCUGGUUUGAGAGUGAAGGGGAAGUAAGUGUAACUAAGGCUGCGUGUGGAGUCAGUUGAUCAUCACCUGAGCCGGGCACCGUUCUGCUACUUUUUUGUUGUUGUUGUUGCUCAGCAUCGAGACAGCUAUGGAGGGGGGAUUACCCUGGCGGAGGGAGAAGCUCGUGUUUUGUUUCUGCUCUGUUCUGUUCUCCAUGGUUGGAGCUAAAAGUGUGAUGUCCCAUGCCCACCCCACAGUGAGUGUCUCUGCCCCCCACCUGUACUACACCUGUCCCGAGGGUGCAACUGUCAAACUGGUGUGUGCCCAGAGAGGUGCUGCCUUGCACUCCACUGAUGUCUUGAAGCACAGCUGGCUUUUCACGCCCCAUAGCGACCAGCACUGUUUGGAGAGGGAGGGCCCACGCCAUGCUAACAAAGGUGUUCAUUCCCAUGGCAACCACAGCUCGCCGCCAGGGUUGCAAUUUGGAUUUUCAGAGCAGAAUUUCUGGGUGACUCUGCAGAAUGUAACCCACAGUGACCAGGGUCGCUACUGCUGUAUGGUCCUUGACUUCGAGGUGGUAAAUAAACAUGGCUCCCUGGUGCAGAGAUCCCACAGCCAUAUUGUUCUCCAUGUUACACCACGGAGAAAUGGAUCUCAAGAUUGCACUGUCUGGGAUCCCACGCCAUCUGGAGGCGAUGUGCCAGUGGCCUUGGCCCUAGCAGCUUGCAUCUUGGCUUUGCUCGCUCUGCCUCUUAUUUUGGUGCUCGUGUACAGACAGAGGCAGAACGUCCAUUCGAGCAGACGUGCACAAGAGCUGGUGAGGCUGGACAGUGAGGCCCAUGGCCAUGAAAACCCAGUAUUUCUUGGCGGAUCACCACAGAUUAAGACCCGUACCGUUUCUCAGAUCAUGACCAGACAGGCCUCUGAGACAGGACGCCACCUGUUGUCUGAGCCAGGAACCCCUCUUUCUCCUCCAGCACAUGGGGACGUAUUCUUCCCAAUAGAGGACACCAUCCCUGAGUCUCCAGACUUCCUGCAGAUUUAAAGGGGGUGAAACCUAAUUCAUCGCUCUAACUGCUAACCUGGAAACAGUCUACAAUUCUCUUCCUCUUCUAUCUGCCCUCAGACCGAUGUUGCUGUUUCACAAUAACCUCUGCUGGGGUUAUCAUCUGUGCAUUGUCUGGACCGCAGGAGGGAACGGACUGUUUCCACCUGCAACAACAGCUGGAGGCCAAAAGCAAACUUUUGCUUGUGCGCACUUCUGUUGCGGCGGGGGGCUGGGUUUGUGGUUGACGUUCCAUCUAAACGCUGACAACUGCUCGUGUACCAAAAGGGGCAUUAGUCUGGUUGGGCCUGCUGCUCGAGAUGAACCCGGGAUGCUGAGGUUGGGGGUCCUGCGAUGUUCAGGGGUGGAAUGUUAAGAAUGAAGGAGUUUCUGUCGACUCUAAAGCUAUUUCCAAAUGUAAGUUGUUUUGUAAGGUUCAAACUUUCUUCCUACUGUGUUUGAUGUGGCAGUUCCUCAUUAAAAAAUAAGAGCAUAGUGAACACACAGUGCCGCCACCACCCUCCCCAGCCCAUGUCUCCCUUCAAAUGUAAUUUGGUAAGUCAGUGGGAUCACAAACCAGAUCGAAGACAACAAUGUCUUGUUGUGUUUGAAUGAAACCACGUUUGAAAGUGACCUAAGGCUCUCUCUCAUCCCUGUCACUGUAAUAAAGUGUUCUAAUAGCGUCUUUUGGUACCAAAGGACGCUAUUGGUACCAAAUUCUAUCGUCAGAUAAGUCCUAAUAUUCUUGUACUAGUCGACAGUAAUUUGUUGUUUUAUGGCAUUACACUGUUCCUCUUUAUCAUGUCCACUUGGCCUCGGCUUCUUUUUUCUUCCCUCUUUGUUACCUCAGUUACCGUCAGGUCUGUUGCUCUAAAUACUCUCCUUCCUUACUGUUCUCUCAGAAAGACAGCACUUCACAGUGGCCUUAAAUAUACUUAUUAAGUGCUGAAAAUUUUAGUAAGUACGGUAUUUAGGAAAAAACUGUUGGUUCUUUUUGAUAAUAGUUGAUUAUUGUCAGUGAUGCUUGAGUAGAGUUUGAUAAUUAAGAAUAAAAUGUUUAUUGAUUUUCUCUUGAAUGUAGCCUUAUAGAUUUUUAAUUUAAAAAAAAAAACACCAUAGAACUGCCAUCCGUUUUGUUGCUGCCAUCACAAUGCUGUUUUGUGAAUAAUUUUGUAAUUUUUAAUUUUUUGUUGUGUUGUGUAUAUUAAUCUUCACUGCUGUUCUUUGUGUGCAAUGGGACUGUUAAAAAUUAAAUACUAUGUAGCACAUGUGAGAAUGAUAACCAAAGCUUAAUCAUAUCAAGGUAGAUUAAAGGAGGAUGAGAAGUGACUGCAAAAGUUUGCAAUGUUGAUAUCACUUGGUCUGUGAGUAAUUGUUUGAAACCACUGGUGGUUUCUUUCAUAUCGAGGUAAAAUGUGUACAGCAGGUGUGAAGGACAGGGUAUUAUGUAUGUAUGUGUAUUUUUAACUCUUUUUUUUUUUAAUACUGCCUAUUGAAUGUGCCUGUUUGUGUGUGUGUAUAUAUGCUUUUAAAUCUGGGGUUAAAAUCUCAAAAAUACACAGAAAUGCCGUGAAAGUAUGUUUGCUCUGUAUAUUGCAUUUAAAUUGUCCUGGUUGUAGCUUGUAUAAUAAAGUGGAGCUCUUAAACC